Molecule: messenger RNA, 1326 nt
Organism: Neurospora tetrasperma FGSC 2508
Lineage: Eukaryota; Fungi; Ascomycota; Sordariomycetes; Sordariales; Sordariaceae
Exons: 2
Coding region: 1-1293 (430 amino acids)
Biological process (GO): transmembrane transport
Cellular component (GO): membrane
Molecular function (GO): transmembrane transporter activity
Source: RefSeq, a predicted model, not a curated record
AUGGGGCCGAAGACCGGUGCUUGCGCUAGCGGUGUUGGGGUCUAUGUUGCAGAUGUUUGCGUUGUCUACUAUCCCAUCGGCGGAGGCGGAGGUAUCAUUGCAGCCAUGCUCUAUACCUUCAUAUCCGACAUCGUCCCCAUCGCUGAGCGAGCCACUCUUUUUUUCCAGAUGCACGCUACUUACCUCACAGCGCGCAUGAUUUCUGGGCCUAUAGCUGGCUCACUCAUGGUCACCAGUCCCUGGAUUCCACUCGUCCUCUCUCUGGGCCUCAUGACUCUCGCGGCCGCCACUACCCUUGUCUUCCCCGAAACUCGACAUCUGAAAGCCCAAGCUUCAUCAACAAAACGGCUAGACAAUGAAGAUAUUCCAGCCCAUCUCUCCACAGACGACGAAGACGUUGGUAAACCCAUGUUAUCCUCCUCUCCACCACCGCUCUCCUCCCUUACCCAACCUCAGGCUCAGCAACCCAUCACCACCAGGAUAAUCGACCUCGCCACCUCCCUCCGCUCUUUCACCCACUUCCUCACCACCAACAAAAGAAUCUGUAUCCUCACCCUCGCCCUCGGCCUUGUCGUCAUCGGCAAAUAUGCCCAAGUCCUCCUACUCCAAUACGCCACGAAGCGCUUCCACUACUCCUGGUCCGAAGCUUCGUAUCUGCUCACCAUCCCGAACUUUACUUCGCUGAUAACCCUCCUCUUCAUUCUGCCGUUCGUUUCCUCCUUGCUACUUGGCACUUCUUCUUCUCCCCUUCUUUCUACCUUUUCUUCCUCCCUCUCUUCUGAUACCUCUCACACCUCGUCUGGGACACACUUCUACCACCUAAACCUCACCCCCCUCACCCCGCUACAAAAAGACCUCAACUUAGCCCGCGCCUCCUCCCUCCUCCUAACACUUGGCUGCCUCCUCAUUGCCCUCGCCACGACCCGCUUGGGUUUUACAUCCGGAAUGAUCCUCUUCGCUUUAGGUUCCGGGUUAGGCUCGACGUUAAGAAGCUUGUUGAACGCGUUAGUGGACGAGGAGCACAUGGGCCUACUGAAUAGCGUGGUGGGAUGGCUGGAGAUGGUGGGCAUCAUGGUUGCGGGGCCGGUGUUAGCGGAGGGAAUGAGUGAGGGGUUGAGGAGGGGCGGCGGUUGGGUGGGGUUGCCGUUUUGGAUGGCGGGGGGGUUACUGACGGGGGCGAGUGGGUUGGUUUGGGUUGUGCGGGCUGGUGGGGAGGAUGAGAAGGGAAAGAGAGAGGCGAAUGUGAAUGGGAGGAGAGAAGGGGGAGGAGACGAAGAAGGAGAAGAGGUGUGAAUACGAGGUGCAGGUGAGAGGAGAAGGGGAGGC